GGCGGGCUCACUGGAUCCGGGAAUUCCGAAGGAGGGGUCGGCGCUGCCCGCGCGCGGAGCCCGCGCCCCUCCCUGCCCCGGCUUCCUGGCUGUCAAACUCCGGCGCGCCUGCAGACCCCGGAGGGCCGUCCUGGACCGAAGACAAAGACUGCAGAGCAGGGGGCCCGACCGCGCUGCGACUUGGGGUUGACAGUGCAUCCCCUCCCUCAGAGCUUUAGACGUGCGGAGGGGCUGUAUUCGGAGAAGCGAGUUUGACAGCGGAAGUCAGGUCACCUGCCGUCCACACCUCCAGCCCGCCGGGCCCCAUAGCUGCCUAAUGUGUUCUUGUCUUGCACAGAUUGGAUGUUUGGGGCGCCCCAGUUCAACUGAGGUGCCCAGCUCUGCGAUUUCUGCCCUGCACUGGACCUUCUCAGAUUUUUAAGAUCGGCAAUCUGCUGAAAAGCCAGCUUUGCAUUGAAUUUGCACCAUUCGGCUGUGCGCUCUAAGUUGGAAUUGCACCGGGCGCGUCCCUCCUGCAGCAGACUGGCAGUGCCUGGCCCAGUCGCAGGGCCAAGCAAUGGACUCCUAAGUGGAAGAGGUGUGCAGAAGAGGCACUGUCCAUGCUGCCCUGCUUCCAGCUACUGCGAAUCGGGGGUGGCAGGGGUGGUGAUCUCUACACCUUCCACCCACCCACCGGGGCAGGCUGCACCUACCGCUUGGGCCGCAGGGCAGAUCUGUGUGAUGUGGCCCUGCGGCCCCAGCAGGAGCCUGGCCUCAUCUCUGGGGUCCACGCGGAGCUGCAUGCUGAGCGCCGCGGUGAUGACUGGAGGGUCAGCCUGGAGGACCACAGCAGCCAAGGGACUUUGGUCAAUAAUGUCCGGCUCCCCAGGGGCCACAGGCUGGAGCUGAGUGAUGGUGACCUCCUGACUUUUGGCCCUGAAGAGCCCCCAGGUUCCAGCCCCUCGGAGUUCUACUUCAUGUUCCAGCAAGUCAGGGUCAAACCUCAGGACUUUGCAGCCAUCACCACCCCUCGGUCAAGAGAAGCCAGGGCUGGGGCUGGUUUUCGGCCCAUGCUGCCCCCCCAAGGGGCCCCACAGCGGCCUCUCAGCACCGGGUCCCCUGCUCCAAAGGCCACACUGAUCCUCAACUCCAUCGGCAGCCUCAGCAAGCUCCAGCCCCAGCCCCUUACCUUCUCCCGGGGUGGGGGUGGGCCCCAGAGCCUGCCCAUUCCCACCCCAUCCCAGGACGGGGGGCCCACGCCAGGCCCACCCCCAAGAAACCGGAGGAAAUCAGCUCACCGAGUGCUGGCAGAGCUGGAUGACGAAAGUGAGGCUCCCCAGAGCCCCCCAGUGCUUCCAGAGCCCAGGAAGAAGCUCUGUGUGGAGAGGCCUCAGUAACACCCUGAGGGAGGUUAUGACUUCAAGGAGAGGUUGCUGUGGGUACUGAUUCAGGGCCUGGAGCAGGCCCUCGUGGCCAAGGUGACAAAAGCUAAUUUCCUGCCAAAGAGGGUGUUGCUUCCAUGAGUUGCCAGGAGCUGGAAUGUGGCUGUUACCGGAUGUAAGGCUUGUCACCAUGGAUGCCAGGAGUAUCUGAGCAGCACCCAGCAAUUGCAGAAGCCAGGCCUGGGGCAGUGGAGAGCUCUUCAGGAUUUUGAAUGGCACCACCUACAGUGUUCUGGGCAACUACUGCAGAGGUCCUUAACCUGGCUAAUCCUGCUGCUGACCAUGACCUCUGUGACCUGGGGCUGGUUUCCAGUCUAUGCUUUAGCACUGAUGGCUAAAUAUUUCUAGAGCUUUGCUUUUAUUUCCAAAUAAACAACAAGCAGCUUUAUCUAC
Cavia porcellus (domestic guinea pig) is the source of this 1814-nucleotide messenger RNA. It is a transcript of the gene Tcf19, whose product is annotated as transcription factor 19. Lineage: Eukaryota; Metazoa; Chordata; Mammalia; Rodentia; Caviidae. The record is from RefSeq and is a predicted model, not a curated record. The transcript has 4 exons. Gene Ontology annotation, biological process: regulation of gene expression. Gene Ontology annotation, molecular function: protein binding. The coding region runs from base 600 to 1376 and encodes 258 amino acids. Gene Ontology annotation, cellular component: nucleus.